This is a messenger RNA of Manduca sexta (tobacco hornworm), 1720 nucleotides long. Its product is annotated as juvenile hormone esterase. The record is from RefSeq and is a predicted model, not a curated record. Bases 64 to 1653 code for a protein of 529 amino acids. Lineage: Eukaryota; Metazoa; Arthropoda; Insecta; Lepidoptera; Sphingidae. The transcript has 3 exons.
AAUUCAUCUCCAGUUCACCAGUGCGGCUUUAGAUUUAGUUCCUUUAGUGUGUAUGUUACGAAAAUGAAGGGAAUCUUGUUAUAUUUAUUAUUACUGGUCAGUUAUGUAUACAGUGCUCAAGUUAGGGUAGAUCCAUUAGUUUUAAUAAGUAGCCAAGGAUUAAUCAGAGGUCAUGCGGCGACCGAUGGAGAUUAUUCAAUAUUUUUAGGUAUACCUUAUGCUCAAGUGGAUGAAACCAACCCGUUCGGUCCUGCAUUAGAUCCCCCCCCUUUUCACGAAAUAAUCCAUGAUGCAGUGGACUCCGUCAAGUGCCCUCAAGCUUAUUCUUCAUCUAUUGGAGAAACUAUGUUGGACUGUUUACGAUUAAAUAUUUACGUACCUAGCCAAGCCCAUUCGAGAAAUCCUUUACCCGUUCUGGUAUGGAUACAUGGAGGAGACUUUGCCACGGGAAGUGCUGGUGAUUACGGCGUACGGAACUUAGUAAGACAUGGCGUUGUUGUGGUAACUAUGAAUUAUCGUUUGGGGCCUUAUGGUUUUAUGUGCCUCAACAUCCCAUCAAUGCCUGGUAACCAAGGUCUUAAAGACCAGUUCGAUGCACUUCGCUGGAUCAGGAAGAACAUAGCUUCCUUUGGUGGUAAUCCUUACAAUGUCACGAUAGCUGGUCAAGACGCAGGUGCUACUUCUGCUUUAUUACAUCUAUAUUCGGAUUGGGAUAAAUUGUUCCACAAAGUUAUAAUUGAGAGUGGUACUCCACAAAGCGAAGGCAUGUUUGUGAAUGCAGAUAUUGAUGCUGCGCUCAAGCUGGCAGAAUACUUGGGUUUCAACACAAGCGAUACUGAGGACGCACUACAGUUCCUUGGUAAAUCAUCACCUGACUUGGUAACAGGAGCAGCUGUGGAUUUAGGCUUGCAGUUAAGACCAUGUACGGAAAGAUUUUUUAGUGGCAUCAGCAACUUGGUGCAAGACAAUCCAUAUUCAAUGUCAAAUAAGGGGAAAGUAGCAAAUACCGCGAUCUUAAUCGGUAAUACGAAUAAAGAACUGAAUUCGCUGAGUGGUGACUAUUUUAAUUCGGAUCCAUUUUACGUGAAGAUUAGAAACAAUUUUGAUCUCGAAGAACAUCAGUUUGUCCAAGCAGCAACGAAUGUAAGACAUUUUUACAUCGGCGACCAGCCAAUAUCUCCUGAAGUUUCGUCAGAAUUAGAAGAUUUUGAAACUGAUUUUGUGUAUAACCAUCCAUCUCAGCGUGUUAUUACUCGCUUAUUAGAAGAUAACGCAGGAGCAAUCUAUGAGUAUCUAUUUAGCUAUAUUAGCAAUUCUGAUGCGGACGGCGCGGGGCAUUCAUCUGAACUAAAUUAUUUAUUUGAAGUUGGAGGGAAUUUGCAAAGGACGAAGGAAGACCAGUUGAUUGUGGAUCGCAUGACUACUUUGUGGACAAAUUUCAUUAAAUUUGGAAAUCCAACACCACGAACAUCAGAACUAGUGCCAGUGGCUUGGAAACCAGUCACGGCAUCCACAAGACCAACCAUGAUCAUCGAUACAAACCUCCGAUUAGAUAGUAGGGUAGACCAACAGAGAAUGGCCUACUGGGACCUAUUCUACACAAUGUAUGGAAGAUACAACAACAUCGCGCGAAGUGUUUGUACUAUAGUUUAAAAUAUAAGAGAAAAUUAUGCAAUUUUCGUGUAUAUAGGUGAAGAAAUGUUUGUUGAUAAAAGAUAAA